AUGCACUUUUCUACCUCCACCCUGGCCCUCUUGGCCAUUGCCGCCGGUGUCCAGGCUGCUCACCAAGAGCCUCCAGCCUACAACGUGAAGGCUCCUGCCGUGCAAGGCACAGGCGUGGGCGGCGUUCAGCCCGGGCCCACUGGUGCUCCUGCUCCUGCCCCCGGCCCUAACGGCAAUGGCAACGGCACCGUUGUCCCUGCCCCCGGCCCUAACGGCAAUGGCAACGGCACCGUCGUCCCCGCCCCCGGUCCCAAUGGCCAGGGCGGCAACAACGGCACUGUUGUCCCAGGCCCCAACGGUGGUGCGUCUCCCAGCGCCACUGGCUACACCCCCUCUAGCCCCGGUGCCAAGAUCUCCGUCCCUCAGCUUGGUAUGCUUGGCACUGGUCUGGGUAGCGUCGCCUACGGUGCUAUUCUCUUCCUCGCAUAA
This is a messenger RNA of Penicillium diatomitis, 429 nucleotides long. RefSeq names its product Glycine-rich cell wall structural protein 1. Lineage: Eukaryota; Fungi; Ascomycota; Eurotiomycetes; Eurotiales; Aspergillaceae. The coding region runs from base 1 to 429 and encodes 142 amino acids. The record is from RefSeq and is a predicted model, not a curated record. The transcript has 2 exons.